Molecule: messenger RNA, 1200 nt
Organism: Apis laboriosa (Himalayan honeybee)
Lineage: Eukaryota; Metazoa; Arthropoda; Insecta; Hymenoptera; Apidae
Exons: 4
Coding region: 1-1200 (399 amino acids)
Source: RefSeq, a predicted model, not a curated record
AUGUUAACGAAAGGAAGAUUAAACGCCGCUCUUCCAAUUUGUGAAGAUGAAAUUAAAGAAAUGGAACCAAUUAUUUUCCAUACUCCUGCAAUUUAUAAUACUAAAGUAAAAAUUCAUAAUUGGCAAAUGCAUACAUUAGCAGAACCCAGAGAUAACAAAGAAAUAUUUCCACCAAAAGGAAAUCUCCAUUUAUCAUCAUAUAAAAGAUUGGGUCCAGGAGCUAUUUGUACAGGAAUUUCAGAAACACAAGCCAUGUUAUCACAAAUAGAAUUAAAAGAUCAAUAUGAAUCAAUUAUUCCGCAUCGUGCUUUACAUAAAAUGAAGAAACUUGUAGAAGAAGUGCCCGAAGAAGAAGAACCUACAUUAACAGAUAUAUUAUACGAUGCCGAAGAAGCUCGUAGAAUGGAUUAUCAAACGACAUCAGGAAGUCAUUAUAGAUUACCUUAUCCUAUGAAACCUAGAGCAUUACCAUCGCCGCCAAAACCGGAACCAUGGUUGUUACAUCGACGAACUAUUGGAUACAGUCUGGAAGAAUUGGAAAGGCGAAAGGGGAUAAAUGUGUUUCUGGACGAUAACAUGGAACUUCAUCGACAAGUCGCAGAUAUAAAAUUAAUAAAGCAUAAAUUGCAUUCAUUUCGAGAUUAUAGUUUUCCAGAAUAUAAUUAUAUCGAUAAAAAAGAGUGCAUUUCUCGACCAAUUACCGAUAAAAUUGAAGAAGAAGCUACUGAUCAGAUCGAAAAGAUUAAUGAUCAGAUUGAUUCUUCUGAUGUAAAAGAAUGCAGUCAACGAAUUACUAGUCAAAUUCAGCAAAUUAUUGAUUCUCCUGAUGUAAAAGAACUAGAAAUUACUGGUCAAAUUCAAGAAGAUACUGAUUCUUCUAAAGCAAAAGAAUGCGAUUUAGAAAUUACUGGUCACGAAGCUAAUGAUUUUUCUAAUGUAAAAGAGUGCAAUGCGCAAUUUACUGAAGAGAUUCAAGAAGCUAUUGAUUUUUCAAACGUAGAACAAAGCAGUCCACAAAUUACUGAUCAAACUCAAGAAACUACUGAUUCUUCUAAUGUAGAACAAAGCAAUCCACAAAUUACUGAUCAGACUCAAGAAGCUAUUGAUUCUUCUAAUGUAGAACAAAACAAUCUAUACAUUGAUCAGACUCAAAAAGCUAAGGAUUGUAUUGUAAAAGGGUGCAAAAUGGAUGAAAUGUAG